Messenger RNA from Phialemonium atrogriseum, 1992 nucleotides. RefSeq lists its product as uncharacterized. Gene Ontology annotation, molecular function: protein binding. Lineage: Eukaryota; Fungi; Ascomycota; Sordariomycetes; Cephalothecales; Cephalothecaceae. The record is from RefSeq and is a predicted model, not a curated record. Bases 52 to 1737 code for a protein of 561 amino acids. The transcript has 2 exons.
CCUACUCCUAACCACUUGAUACAUACAACCACCAAUCCAUCGAGCCUGACCAUGGCGACCGUAGCCCUGCCCUUUCUCAAGCUAACCCUGACGCCAAACUUCAGCAUAUUGUCAGGUGCGGCCGACAGCCUCUCCGCGACCCUGACCCUGCAGAAUCCCAGAGUCGUCGCCGGCGGCGUCCUGUUCGUCUUCGACCAGAUCGCGGGCAGGGAUGUUUCGCCCUCGGUCCACAGCGCAGAGUCCGGACUGGCCGCCUCGGACGACGACGGCGACCUGGUCCUACGAGUCGUACAGGUGGACGGCAGCGCCCGACACUUGUAUGCCACCCGCCACACGGCCGGCGACGUCAUUCUGAAGCUGCAUGUCAUCCCCCUUAUCGGUUGCGAGACGCGGGCAGCUGGUGUUCAGCCGGGUUUGCGGAUGGAUCACGGGGGCUUGAUGGGGGUCGGGCGGUCGUUUCUUCCUCGCCCGCCUGACAUCGGUAUUACCCAGUAUCGCAAUGUCGUGGAGUGGGAUCUCUCAGAUGCCCCAGCAGGGACCCGGGCCAUCUGGAGUUUUGGAGAGGGGCCCGGACCGAUCGUCAGGGAUGGUCCCGCUUCGGUGCUCUUGGACUCGGUGUACAUGGUCGGGCCGGUCCAGAGUCAUCCCCCAGAGCCGGUCGUUGACCCCGGUGCAAGCUUCUGUGGCACAUAUUGGUUUGGCGAGUUGCCCCCGAACCUCGAUGCCCUGAAGGAUUUCAGCAGCGAAAUGUUUCCGCGGAUGUCGGCCCACUUCAGGGACGUGACGGGCAGCUAUCGCCUCUUUCUUCGGAAGGUGCAGGGCUGCCUGGCAGGCCUCACCUGCGCGGGCAGCAGUGUGGUCGACUACGCCGAAGACACGAAGACGGAGACCGACUGGGACUUGGUGCGGCUGCUCAACCACCACAUGGUGCGAAGCUGGAUAGGGCUCGACCCAGAAGACGAUGGCUUCGACAAUGAUUGGUUCUCCCGAGGCUGGGCACAGAUCUACUCUGUCUUUCUCCCCUUCCGAUUCGGCCAGCGCACCCCAGACUACUUCAGAGCCACCAUCAACGCCUUCCUCACGGCCUACUACACCAAUCCCCGCAAGACCAUCUCCCUCCGCGACACCGAAACCAUCAGCUCCGACUGGUACGCCCGACAGAUCCCCGACAUGAGGGGUUGCAUCUACAUGCUGAAGAUGGAUUUCUUCACACGACGAGCCUCAAAGGCACGUGGGGACAACGUGAUGCGCCCCAUCGACGGGGUCCUCGCAGAGAUCUCGGUCAACAGAAGACAGGGGCAGAGGGUCCAGACCAGGCACUGGCUGCAGUACCUCGCACACUGGCUAGGCCCGGAGGCGGCGGAGAAGUAUUUCGAGGACUUCAUGGACGGGACAGGCGAGAUCCUGGAGAUGGGUGAUUUGACGGCCAGUUUUGGCGACAAGGACUCGCCGGUGGCUGUUGAGCAGGAGGUUCUGGAUCUGGGCAUGGACCCGGAGAGUUUCGACACCAGGGUCGUUUCUGGGUUGGUGCCGGGCUCUAGGGCCGAGCUCGCUGGGCUGCAGAACGGGGAUAAGAUUCUUUGGAAUUCUCGACUUGGGGCUUGCGUUACCAAUUUCGACAGGAAGUUGACGAUUGCGGUUGAGCGAGGGGAGAGGGAAGCUGAGAUCGAGUAUUGGCCUAGAGCUUGGACGAAGGCGCCGAGCUGGCAGGUCAUGAGGAUUGCUGGUGGCGAUUGAGAAGGGACAUGUUAAGUCUCUACUAACUUGCGUUCUUAGGCUGCUGGCCCCUUGGAUAUAUACCUGUGCAGGCAACUCUCAGGAAGCAUGUGUCAUUUUUACUACUAUUUCGCGAUUGUCAGGCGUCUAACUCCUUUCUUUCAAGCAGGAUGGUAUCUGUCUAGAUUCUAAUUAACAAAACGACGAGUAAAAUGCAUGGCAGGGAGGGAUAGUCAGCCGAAGAAAUCAAGAUGAAGACUGCCUUGACAAUGCCUG